This is a messenger RNA of Harmonia axyridis, 4838 nucleotides long. RefSeq lists its product as uncharacterized. Lineage: Eukaryota; Metazoa; Arthropoda; Insecta; Coleoptera; Coccinellidae. Gene Ontology annotation, biological process: negative regulation of cell population proliferation. The coding region runs from base 180 to 4787 and encodes 1535 amino acids. The transcript has 21 exons. The record is from RefSeq and is a predicted model, not a curated record.
UACCAAGAUUUCAACUAGUUUGCCUUUGAAUGUUUAAUUCAAAACAAUCAAAUUAUUUGUGUCAGGAGUACUCUAUAUUAUUUUUGAAGAAAUAGAAUUAGUUUUUUCAUGUUUAUUAUUUUUUUGUCAUUUUUGACAUUUCUCUUUUAGACUGAAUUAUUAAAUAAUAAAAGAACAAAAUGGAUUUGAAUCCUUUAAUUCCAAAUGCAACAACUUCCCAUGAUAUUGCUCAUAUUCUAAGUGAAUCUUUCGAAGAUACAAUCAAAAGUUAUAUACUUCCAAGUGAAAUUUCCGAAAACUUAAGGAAAAACAAUGUUGAUCAAGAUUAUUUAUUAUUUCAAAAGUAUGGAUAUGAAGUGAAGCAGUUUGCUGAUAUUGCAAGCGAAGAACAUGCAAGUUUGCAGCUAUUGGAAUUGGAUAUUAUGAAAAAGCAAGGAUGUGACAUGAUACUGGAGAAGAGAAUAGAAGAUGAUAUUCGAAUGAAAGAAGAUAUUCUACUGAAGAGAGAUGGCUUUUUUUCUGGCUAUCCAUUUGAUGUUAAAGAUUUGAAUUUAAUAGAUAAAGUGGACAUAUUGCCUACUAAAGUCGAACAAUCGUUAGAGUUUGUACAUCAAAAAUACCUCCAUGGAUGCAGGGUCAAACAUUGUGAAGAAAGAACUAAAGAAAAACUUAAAGAACAUUCAAGACAAUUCACAAGGAUAGAAUUAGACCCAUGCGAUAUGAAUAUCAAAAAGAAACAAGAAGACAUUGACGAAGUCCUUAGGUUAGAACCGAAAGAAAUACUCUUCGAAGAUUUCGAAAUAAACACUAUUUAUAAAAGAAAAAUUCGGCUACAAAAUAAUUCCCAGCGCAAGAGACCAUUCUAUUUCAAGUACCCCAAAAACUCCCCAUUUUCCCUGAAGGCUCUUUCAGACGUCCUGUUCCUAGCGCCGGGGAUGUACAUCGAUUUUCAAGUGUCAUACUACACAGAAAUAUAUCACAAUUACAGUGCCAACAUAGAAUUCUCAACUUCUGGGGGAUUUAGAACAGUCCUAAAAAUCACCAGCUUCAGGAAACCACCUCAUUUGAGAGUUUACCUCUUCUGGUCUAUGAAGCACAUCAUGAACGAUAAAUGCCCUGGAACUAAGGAGUUCUGGGAUAAGAGAUGUACAGCACUGAACGACACCAUCGAUUGCGGUCAUUGCUUUAUCGGAAAUUACAUUUAUUUGUCGCUUUUGAUCGGGAACGUUGGUAACAGAGGUCAGUUCUUCCUGCUUACUGAGGACGAAUGGAUAUCCGGCAGCGUUUGUACCAUCGAUGACGCAAUGCAAUUCAAUAAAGAUUGUUUCAAAUUGUUCCCAAGCUAUAUUACUGUGGAUAAAGAUGAAGUUGCAGAGAUCUGCGUCAUGUUUACUCCAAAGAGCUCUGGUUUGCAUGUGGAGAAACUGUAUCUAGUUUCAGAUAACAACACGUCAAAAGCUGUAGAAAUAAUAGGAGACGGGUUGUUUUUUUCCAGAAGUAUGAUUCAAGUUCAUCUGAAAUCGAGCCAAUUCGAAAAUGUUGCUAAGAUUGGCGACUGUGAAUCAUUGGACGAAGAACUUCAAGACAAACAUUGUGUUUAUGUAGGAUACGUUGAAAACUAUUCGUCGAAUAGACUAACAUUCACUGUGAAUAAUAGAAGUGCCAUGAGGUUGAAUUUUUAUUGGACUUUUCGGAAGAACGAAACCGAUCGAAACGUAUCAUUUUUGGAAACAGACUGGAUCCAAAUGAAGAAUUCAGAUCAAGAUUUCUUGUCACCGUACACAACUUAUGAUUUCGAUAUUGAUAUUGUACCACAAGCAGAUCGACCAGGACAAUACGGAAUAAUAAUUGGUCUAUGUAUUGAAAAUAUUCCGGAAAAUGCUUUGAAAGAGGAAGAAGAGUUCGUGGUGCGUAAAGAAGAGGAAAUCGAUGGUAUAAAUUUCCUAGAUAUUCAAUUGACAGAGCUGGAAAUAGGGUGCAAGAUCUACAAUAAGGAAGUGUCGCAGGAACCAGAGACACCAUCGAUUAAAUUAUGCGACUGUCCCAAACCACCCCCUCCUGUGGAGUCGAAGGUAAAGUUUUCCACCCAAAUUAUGGAUUUUGGAGUCAUCCCGAUUGGAGUACAAUUGGAAAGAAGUCUAAGUAUCCUGAAAGCAACAGAAGAAGACGUAGAUUGGGUUGUGAGGGAAAUUGUUUAUGAUAUAGAUGUUCGACCAUCGAUGUACGCGGUGCGUCAAACUUCUUUGGAUGAAUCCCAAGGGACGUUGACCAAUCAGCAGUAUCAACUCAAAUAUUACAUAAAUGCUAAGAAACCAAUUCGCUGGGUGUCGAUGUUGCUCCUCUUCACCGUCAGUGCCGCCAAAGAUUUGGAACUCAACUCCAUGUGCAUGGUAACCUACGAGGUGGUCGACUGGGACAUAAGAGUAUACUCGGAUGUGUCAAAGUUUCCCGUAGUGUGCUCUUUGAAACUGCACUACGUGGGUAUAGAGUAUGUUUGGACCUUCUACAUCAAGAACUUCACGCCGAUUAUGGGUUGCUUCUGGCUGUUGUCUCCAAUCGGUGAGGAUGUGGACAAGAUGGACUUGAGUUUUCAUCCCAAGUUCGGGGUUAUCCGACCUGGCGAGAGGGUGAAGGUCAAGGUCAAGGUGGUGCCGAAAGAAGUGGGGAUCAUAGAAAAGAUUUUCGUACCGUGUUUCAUAAGCAAAUCCAGACCACCGAUUAUGAUCACGAUUUUGGCGGCCAUAGACGAUGUGAACGUUUACUUCUAUAUACCGAGUCAGGCAGAAGGAUAUGACAAGAUAAUCUGGCCUCCGAAGGUGCUGCACGAAGUGGAUUUUCAGCAUAUGAAGUCAACGGAACGUCUGUGGACUGAAGGAGAAUACGAUUACUUCUAUGACUGUAAGAAUUCGACGAUGUUGGAGAACAUCGAUCCAGAUUUUCCAGCUGAAACCGAUUUUUCGGAUGUUACGCCAUCCGUAAAACUGAAGCAAUCCCAAUUAUCUACUUUCACCAACGUCAGUUCUAAUUCGUACAUAGUUUCACUGGUAGAAUUUCUGAAGGAGCGCUGCAAGGAAGAUUUCCUGAAGCAGGACUAUGUGGUUGAGGUGAGGGACGUGCCAUUGAAAAAACCACAAAAAUGUUCUUUCUACAUUGAGAACGUGACGCCAAUCGAGGCAUAUUUCAACAUCGAAACGACAAAUUUUCAACCGUGUAUAGAUACAGAAACGAGCAUGGUCAACGCCAUUACAAUGAUCUAUCCAGAUACAGUAUAUUCAAUAUGGGAUAAGGCUUGCGCAAAACAUGGAAUAGUUGUUAUUUUGGACGUCGAAAAAGGAACGCUUUCCUGUGGAGAGGUGAUCCAGGUAAACGCGUGGAUAUAUGCAACAACUUGGGGAAUAUACACUGAAGAAAUUGUUGUCAAUAUCAAUAACAUUACGCCAUUUUAUUUCAAUAUUUUUAUCGAGGUGAAUGGGUCACCUAUCGAAUUUCCAAUUGCGAAGAACACGAUAAGGAACUAUGCUACUUUAAGAUUCGGUCACAUACCAUAUAUGACAGACGUAGUGACUAGAACUCUACACUUGAAGAACACCUCUUGUAUACCUCUGAAUAUCGAGUGGUUUUUGUUCGUCACUUCCAACGAAUCGCAACCCUUUAACGUUAUCCUAGAUAUGAUUAAUGAAAAUAUCAGAAGUUCUAAGGGCAUUAUUCGUUUGUUCCUAUCGAAUAAAAACUAUGGAGAUCAAGAUUUCGAUUUCAUGGAGGUGGUUCCUAGAAGUAUACAACUCAAUUCCCACGAAUCAUCUUCUGUUGAAAUAAAAAUGAAUCCAGAUCAUUUUCCGGUGAAUUUUAAUGACACCAAUAUGAGUUGUCACUUGAUAGGAUAUAUCUUUGUAAAGGAAGAGCAUAAAAAUCGCCCGAAUCUAUUCUUCAGAAGAUCAGCGGAUGAUCUGAAACCUCUUCAUGUUGAACUGUUGGCAACCAUUGCGAUGCCGCUGUUGAAAUUGGAUUUGGUUCGUGGAAAAUCCAGUAUAUAUAUGCACGCUACUGACAUUUUGGAGGGUAGGAACGAAUCCACCAACAAAAUAAAACUCUCCUUUCAGAAUAGCAAUUUGACAACAGUGUUCGUUACUUUUCACGUUGAUCUGCCAUUUUCUAUUAGUAACAUUACAAUGAGAGAAUAUCAAUUUGUAAAAAAUAUUAAUAAUGCUAUCAUCAAGCCUGGAGACGUUUUAGAGAUCGAGCUCGACUGUUUGGUCCAGCCGAGUGAAAUCGAAAAGAUGGCCAAUUGGGUCUAUACCAAAGAUCAACCAGAAAGAGAAAAAGUCUGCAAAGACACAAAAGUUGUAACAUUAUGUAGACAUUUGAACAUUCACCAACGUGGUGUAUUGGAGCAGUCAGUUCCAAUAUGUUUCGAUAUUUUCUUCCCGAAAAUCGAAGUCAAUCCACCCUUCCUGAAAUUUGAACACGUAAGAAUUGGGUGUACGAAAAAGCUUUUUGUACAUCUAUACAAUAUGACGAAAGUGGAUAUUACUUUCGAAAUCGAAAAAACUGCUGAUUGGCCACAAUUCAGUGUGAAUCCUUGUUCUGGUAUUAUUCCAAAAGCAAUUGGUUUUACCCAAUCCUUUGUAGACAUUUGUGUUUAUUUCACACCAGCCUCAUACCAUUUCUACCAAGAGUCGAUUAUUAUUAAAACACAAAUUCCCCAAUGUUAUUUAGAAGUGCCAAUGAAUGGAUAUGGUAUUCAAAACGAAAAGUUCGAUGUAGAUCAUUAUGCCUUUCAACCUUGAAUUCACAACUCAAUAUGUAAAUUUUCCGAAUAUAAUGUGCGAAUUGUUUUA